UCCCCGGGCCGCGGGUGUCCCCGUGACGAGGCAGCGCGGAGCCGCCGCGGGCCGGGCCCAUCCCGCCGCAGCGGCCCCGGGGCCGAGCAGGGGCGAGGCGCGGAAGGAGCGGCGCCGAGCGGGGCCCGGGGCGAGGCCAGGAUGGUGCUGGAAGGAAACCCUGAAGUGGGGUCCCCCAGAACCUCAGACCUCCGGCACCCUGGAAACCAGGGCUCUUGCGACCUCUCUCCUCCUGGUGAAGAUGCGCAGCCAGGCGAGGAGCCCAUCAAGUAUGGUGAACUCAUCGUCCUGGGAUGCUGUGAGGAAGGAGGUGAGGAAACCAAGGCUCAGAGAGGGGAAGUGACUGGCCCAAGGGCACACAGCUGCUACAAUGGGUGUCUGGCAAGUGGGGACAAGGGCCGCCGGCGAAGCCGUCUGGCACUGAGCCGCCGGCCGCAUGCUAAUGGAGUGAAGCCAGACGUCAUGCACCACAUCUCCACACCGCUCGUCUCCAAGGCGCUGAGUAAUCGUGGCCAGCACAGCAUCUCGUACACACUGUCCCGGAGCCACUCGGUCAUAGUCGAGUACACACAUGACAGUGACACAGACAUGUUCCAGAUUGGCCGCUCCACAGAGAACAUGAUCGACUUUGUGGUAACAGACACGUCCCCUGGAGGAGGGGCUGCUGAGGGCCCCUCUGCCCAGAGCACCAUCUCCCGCUACGCCUGCCGCAUCCUCUGUGACCGCCGGCCGCCCUAUACCGCCCGCAUCUAUGCCGCUGGCUUCGAUGCCUCCAGCAACAUCUUCCUUGGAGAGCGGGCGGCCAAAUGGCGGACCCCCGACGGCCUGAUGGACGGCUUAACCACCAAUGGGGUCCUGGUGAUGCACCCAGCAGGCGGCUUCUCUGAGGACUCAGCCCCGGGUGUCUGGCGGGAGAUCUCUGUCUGUGGGAACGUGUAUACUCUGAGGGACAGCCGCUCGGCGCAGCAGCGGGGGAAGCUGGUGGAAAAUGAGUCCAACGUGCUGCAGGACGGCUCCCUCAUCGACCUGUGUGGGGCCACGCUACUGUGGCGCACACCGGCGGGGCUGCUGCGGGCACCCACGCUGAAGCAGCUGGAGGCCCAGCGGCAGGAGGCGAACGCGGCGCGGCCCCAGUGUCCCGUGGGCCUCAGCACUCUGGCCUUCCCCAGUCCAGCCCGUGGCCGUACGGCCCCCGACAAGCAGCAGCCCUGGGUCUACGUCCGUUGCGGCCACGUCCACGGCUACCACGGCUGGGGCUGCCGGCGAGAACGGGGCCCCCAGGAGCGUGAAUGUCCUCUCUGCCGCCUCGUGGGGCCCUAUGUGCCCCUGUGGCUCGGCCAGGAGGCUGGCCUCUGCCUGGACCCUGGGCCACCCAGCCAUGCCUUUGCGCCCUGUGGCCAUGUCUGCUCUGAGAAGACUGCCCGCUACUGGGCCCAGACACCACUGCCCCAUGGCACCCACGCUUUCCAUGCUGCCUGCCCCUUUUGUGGGGCCUGGCUCACUGGCGAGCAUGGCUGCGUCCGCCUCAUUUUCCAGGGGCCGCUGGACUAGACUACCUGUGGUCUUCUGCUGCUGUGUCCGCCUGCCCACCCAGGUCCCCCACCUCCUGCAGCCCAGAGGGAGCUCUGCAUGUGGGACUCUGUCUGCUGGCACAUAGCCACACCAGAUGGACGCGUUGGAUGGGCUGUGCCCCUCCCUUCUUAACUCUGGCCCCUAACGGGGUCCCCGAGACCCCUACCCCAGUCAGAAUGACGGGGCCCUCAGCACCAGCUCCGUCGCGGGCUGAUGGAGGGAAGCCCACCUCUACGCCCCAGCCCUUCCUGGGGCAUCCCACAUCAUGCCGCCUACACUGUGCCCCUGGGGGAGUGAAGGGGCCGUGGGCCCCUGACCCCCAGCUUAGGCUGGCUGCGCCCUGAGCCUGCCGACCCAGUUCCGGAUAUUCACCUUGCUGCUGCCCUGGGUUCCUCUAUAAACCUUGCUGUUCAGCUGCCCUCACAAAUCCCACGUGUCCCGCAUGCGUGCAGUGCCUCCGGCCCCCAUGCGAGUGAUGGGUGGGUGGCAGGCUGGGGCUGGCAUCUGCUGAUUCCCAUUGUGGGCUGGAUUCCAUGCCAAGGUUCUCUGGGGACACAGAGACAAUCAGACCUGGUUCCCUGUCCAGUGAAGUUCACAGUCUAAUGGACGACAUUCCAAAUUGCUGAAUGACAGCACGACUUCCUGUGUGCCAGGAUCAGAGAAUUAUCAGCGGCUGUGGAGCAGGUGUCACUGGCGGGUGGAAAAGGGAGGGAGGCGCAUAGGAGCUCAGCCUCCAUGGCUGCGUGGGAAUCCCCUGCAGGAAGGAUCCACAGGCAGGGGGGGUUGCUCUGGCCAGAAGGGAGGCCAAGCACAGGCUCAGGUUAAGUAAGCAGGGAGCUGAGUGAGGGGUUCAGAGUGGCUGGAACAGGGCUGCGGGGGGACAGAAAGGAGGCUGGAGCGAGAGGUUAGGACCGUGCUGACAGGGAAGAUGCUGGAUGGAGGAUUUAGAACCUCACUUGUGCACAGUCAGGAGUUGAGGGAGGAGAGAGGACUCAUGGAUCCAGAGCAUUGGCUGUGACAGAAGGUCUACCAUGACUGUGCGACACAAGGCCCACUGUGUGCCCUGCACUGUGCUAAUGAGAAUAAUAACUACGUUCAUUGAGCACUCACCAGGCACCAGGCUCUGCUUCUUGGAGAUUUUAUUUAAUCCUCACAGUAACCCAGGGGGCGAGGUGUCAGCCUUUCUGUGCACGGGGAGAUUAAGGCACAUGCUCCAAGUCACAGAGUUAGAGAGUGACCAAGCCAGAUUCAAAUCCACGGCUGCCAGUCUGGCCUCAGAGCCUGCCCUCUUCUCCAUCACGCCAUGCUGCUUUCCUUGGACAGGGGUGGGAGGAGUUGGGAGGGCAGCCCAGGUAAGGAGAACAGCAUGGGCAAAGGUGUGACAGGGACAGAAAAGAGGAAUGAGGGGUGGACACCUGGCUGGGGCCUGGUGGGCUGCGGUUGCCAUGGAGGCCAAGACUGAACUGGACCCCUGUUCAUUGUGGCUAAGUGUCACCUCUCCCUGAGAGCCAAGGCAAGCUUGGGGUGCUGCUGGGGUUGCCCCCAGACUGUUCCUGGGGGCAGGGAGCUAGGAAGACAGGUAGAUGGAGGUUCCGGAGAUAGAAACAUCUGAAGAAGAGACUAUGAGUACAGUCCUAACCUGGGCAUCGUUCCCAGUGGAAGACAGCCGCCGGAGCCUUAGGGAGCAGAUUCCAAGGGGAGGGACCUGCCCUAAACCACACAGCUGGCUGGGGCCACAGAGACCAGACCUGGGGCUGUUGAGAGGACAGAGGGCACCUGCAGGUGACAAGAGGAGCAUGUGAUCGGAUCCUUGCUUCCAGAGCCUCACACUGCCACAGUGGGGGAGCCCAGAUGGGGAUGCUGUGAGGGAUGUGGGAGCAUUGCAACUCCUCCACACACACACAGCACUAGGAUGCAACUCUUCUCAGCUGUUCUCUCUUCUGAUCUGGUUGGAAACCAGACGGGAACAUUCUGAUCCCAUUUCUAGUAAGGAAUCCCAGACUCUGGGAGGAGAGACAAGCAAAGGGCACAGUCACCACCCGAGGGGGAACUCGGAGGUCGUGGUGGAGCGGGUCAGACAGCCUGGUCUUGGCCCAGCUCUGCCCCUUUCCAGCUCCUGGAGCCUCAGUCUCCUUAACUAAGUGGAGUAACAGUCCCUAUGUCACCAAAUGGUUGUGAAUGUAUGGAGGGCACCUGUAACAUAGUAUGUCCUUAAUAUUAAUUCACCUACCCUUUCUUCAGUCCUCUGGGAAAGAGCCAAAGCUGGGGACAGUUGUGACGCCAGUGAGUGAACUGCUGUCUCUGAUAGUGUGUGUAUGUGUGUGUGUGUGUGAGUGUAUCGGGGCAGGUGAAGGCAACUGUGGUGGAAGGUCUGAGUAAGGCUAGACCCCAGUUCAAGGAUACCUGAGGACAUGCUGAGUGGCCUUAAGGAAAUCAGUGAACCUAUUAGCCUCAGUUUCUCCAUCUGUACAGUGGGCACAAUGAUGAUAUCCUAUCUCAGGGUUUUUACAAGAAUUAAAUGAGAGCCUCCAUGUCAA
This is a messenger RNA of Equus caballus (horse), 4109 nucleotides long. RefSeq names its product pellino E3 ubiquitin protein ligase family member 3 (gene PELI3). NCBI's taxonomy places the organism in Eukaryota, Metazoa, Chordata, Mammalia, Perissodactyla, Equidae. Gene Ontology annotation, biological process: regulation of Toll signaling pathway; protein K63-linked ubiquitination. Gene Ontology annotation, molecular function: ubiquitin protein ligase activity; protein binding. The record is from RefSeq and is a predicted model, not a curated record.